Messenger RNA from Psylliodes chrysocephalus, 1277 nucleotides. Lineage: Eukaryota; Metazoa; Arthropoda; Insecta; Coleoptera; Chrysomelidae. The record is from the annotation of a GenBank genome assembly.
AAUUAAUUGGUGUGGCAACAAGGCGAGUUCGGUCAGUCAGGGGCUGGAGCGGGACAAAUUUUAGGGUGCUUUUAAAUGACAUUUAAGCGUGUUAAACUGUCACUAAUCGGACUAAACCGAACGCUAAAAGAGUCGUUUGGAGUUAAAAGUGUUAAAGGAGUUAAAGGAACGUGGCAAACCGAACGCAAUGACAGUCGCAACACUGGGUUGCAUUGUUGUCGAUCGAAAUAAAAAAUAUUAUUUUGCACAAAAUGGAAUCCGAAUUCGUUCAUCUGGAUUUAUUAGAUCAUUACAUGUUAAUAUCAAAUAAACUUAAAAAGAGAUUUUUAAAAAAACCAAAUGUGUCAGAAGCUUGCGAUUCCUUUAUUGACUUAGCUAAACAAUGCGAAUCACUGGAAUUAUCAGUAUAUGCUGGUUUAUGUUGGAUAGCUGCUGCAAGGUGCGAAGGGUCAUUGUUAAAUACUAUUGGAGAAACCUCAUGCUUAAUUCAAUCUGCUAGGCAGCUCCUCAAAGCCGAAGGGAUAGAUGCAGAGCUUGACUGCAAAACUGUAUAUGGAGAGUAUCUACAAGCUGGACUAAGUUGCUAUGCCCAUGCAGCUAGUAGACUUAAUGCAAACUGUACAAUUCCAAUUUGUUUGAAUCUUGAAAUUAUCGAUUUUCUGAAAAGGAUAAAUAAAAGUGAAUACAUUGAAAACUAUCUAGAAGAUGCAAUGAAAGUAUGCAAAGACAGAUGUGAUACCAGAAUUUACUGUUUAGAACUUUUUGCUUCACAUUUUAUAAAAUCUGGUGAUUAUUUAGCAGCUCUUGAAACAUUUUUUGAAAUAACAAAAAUUGUUCAAAAUUCCACUACUAAUGGUUCUAGAUUUAAUAUAUUGUUGAAAUGCGAAAUAAAUAGUGUAUUGCUAUUAUUAAUUUUGAGACCCAAUCCUCAAAAACUUUCUCAACAUUUGGCCAAAAUUUUAGAGAAAUAUACUUGGGGUGAUAUGAAUGAUGCCAGUUUGCAAGCAUGUAAAAUGACAGAAAAUGUUUUCAACCUUCUUAGGUCACUUGUAACAAUUUGCCAAUCUCUGGAUACUAGUGGGUUGGUUGAUUUAGAAACGGAUUUUUGGAGCAUAUUAUCUAAAGAGCAAAAGGAACUACUACGAAUAUUACUUAAAAUAUACGAUGUGUAAAUGUUAAAAUUAAUAUAUGUAUUAUUUAUUGACUGUUCUAUUUUUAUAUAUUUUAUGAUAAACAGUUGUUAACUUGAAUUAAAAUCACAUUUUGUUGCUGAAAUU